AUGACAGCUUCAAGUCGGGGUGGGCGGGCCGUUCAGGCUGUGCUAUCCACUUCUCCCAACGUCUGCGCUCGAUGCGCUUCUUCAUCCUCCUCCGCCCUGCCUAGAAUCCCUGCACGACUCUACUCAUCCGUCGCUGCAGCCGUAGCGAAAACUCCCACCGAUGCCUCGCCUCCCUCAAACGCACCCAACUCGCCGCCUUACGAUGUUCGUUCUGGAGUGAUUCUUACUCGACCACCACUGGUGACACGGAAACUUCACCCCUUUGAGAACUCCUUCUUCUUUUACCAGAAGCGUCUCGAGGAACGUCUCAACACUCCCUUCAUCACGGGCAUCUACUUCAAGCCCGAUACAGCUCGCCGUUUAGACUGGAACAUCAAGGUUCAGGAGCGACAGGGAACAGUGGCCAAGGAGCUGGGUAUUUACAAUGGCAAGAGUUCCAAGGCGUGGGAAGAUGAGCUCAAGGUUGGAGAUGAGCUGAGCAACCAGGAGACUAUUGUCAAAUCUCUGUUGAAGGAUGCUGAGUCGCGUGUCAGUGAUGAUGCUGAGGUUAUUCCUUCCAAUGAUGUUGUUCCUGUUGAGCCCCCUGCGGAUCGUGUUACUGAGGCCGACCACAAGGGCGAUGUUAAGAGGCUGGAUCGUCAACUUGACCGAACCCUGUAUCUUGUGGUCAAGGGUAAGGAUGGAUGGGGCUUCCCCGCGGAUGUGAUUCCCAAGGACGAGAACCUUCACGAGUCCGCUAAGCGAGUUCUUGACCAGGCUGCUGGUGUCAACAUGAACACUUGGCUCGUGAGCCGCAUACCAGUUGCCCAUGUCGUCUCUCGACCCACGCUCAGCAAGGAAGGUGUCGUUGAGAAGAAGGGUGAAAAGACAUUCUUCAUCAAGGGCAGAAUAAUGGCAGGUCAGGCCGAUCUGAAGGAUAACCCCUUUGGUUACACCGAGUUCAAGUGGUUGACUCGUGAGGAGUUGGAAAAAGAGUUGCCCAAGUCAUACUUCAAGGGUGUGCGCAACAUGAUGACUGACAGGUAA
Molecule: messenger RNA, 1026 nt
Organism: Fusarium venenatum
Lineage: Eukaryota; Fungi; Ascomycota; Sordariomycetes; Hypocreales; Nectriaceae
Product: mitochondrial 54S ribosomal protein mL46
Cellular component (GO): mitochondrial large ribosomal subunit
Molecular function (GO): structural constituent of ribosome
Source: RefSeq, a predicted model, not a curated record